AUCAUCAUCAUACUCCUCCUCCUCUUCUUCCUCCUCAGUAUCAUCACGAGAAAACAGUCCAGGAGAAUAAUACGACCAAGAAAAGAAAAGAAACAAUCAUCUUCUUGUUUUUUCUAGGUUACAUUAAAGGUUUAUUUGGUUUGUGGACGAGACCCUUUUCACUGUCAGAGUUGUUAUUUUUGGUGCGUUAUCAGCGCCCCGCGUCCUUUAUGCACAGCGCACUGCUCCAGCCGGUGAAGCGGAGCCAGGCCGCUGGUGGAGACGGAGGUGGAGGCGGAGGAGGCGGAGGACCCGGAGCACGAAGCGCGGAGAUGGAGGCCAAAAUCCAAAAGGCGAUCGACUUCAAGCUUGAGGGUCACCGCUGCUACAAGGAGAAGAAAUUCCGCGAAGCCAUAGGGAAGUAUCACCGCGCACUGCUGCAGCUCAAAGGCGUGCAGGUGGCGGCGGGUGGCGGCGGCGGGGACGUGGAGCUGCUGAACCGAGCCACCGCCGAACAGCUCUCCGAGGAGCAGCGGCGCGCCGUCAGGAGCACCGAGAUCGAGUGUUACGACAGUCUGACAGCAUGUUUGCUUCAGUCAGAGCUGGUGAAUUAUGAGAGAGUGAAGGAGUAUUGUUUGAAAGUCCUUGGUCAUCAGCAGGACCAUUUCAAAGCCAUGUACCGUGCCGGCAUCGCCUUCUACCAUCUGGGAGACUACGAUUGCGCCCUGCGCUACCUCCGCGAUGCCAAGAGCCGUGAACCUACAGACACAAACGUGUUGCGAUACAUCCAGCUGACGGAGAUGAAGAUGAGCAAGAGCAGUCAACAAGUGCGGGAAAGCAACAAAGAGGCUCUGGGUUAAUCUCUGCCCAUUCCUCUGUUUAUGUGGCCAUCCUCUCCACAAAUCUCUCCCUUCUUUUUCUUCUAAACCCCUUGUACUACGGACUACCAGGACCCCUGUACUGUGCCCUUUAGUCAAGACGGACUGCUUUCGGCACAGACGCCCCUCGACUCUUCAGCUCUCCCGCUCUGAAUCCUCUCUGUCCCUUUAAAACCAAACUGCCCCGGUGCUUUCAGUUUCCCAGGUACUGUUCGACAAAACGAUUUGGAAAAAAAAAACGACAAAGCGACAAGAAUCACUGGAAGUCUGUAGGAAAAUUCACACGGACCUGAUAAAGGACCUUCUACGGUAUUGGGGAGGUGAGCGAGCAGUGAAGUGUAGCUAUAGAGAGGUGGAGGUGUAUUACUGUAUGGCCACCAUCUUUAACUAUAAAAGAGCACACAUAUCAAAGCCACAGCGCUGCACAGAAACAAAUUAUAAAUAGGGUCUAGGAUUAAGCAGAUGACCUUUGAACUUAAGUGUACUCCAUCGCACACCUCCUUCUUCCUGGGUGAAGGGAGCAGGAGAGAAAAUGCAAUUCCGUAUCACCGGAUAAUACUGA
This is a messenger RNA of Tachysurus vachellii, 1419 nucleotides long. RefSeq names its product tetratricopeptide repeat domain 9B (gene ttc9b). The transcript is spliced from 3 exons. NCBI's taxonomy places the organism in Eukaryota, Metazoa, Chordata, Actinopteri, Siluriformes, Bagridae. The coding region runs from base 210 to 839 and encodes 209 amino acids. Gene Ontology annotation, molecular function: protein binding. The record is from RefSeq and is a predicted model, not a curated record.